This is a messenger RNA of Plenodomus lingam JN3, 708 nucleotides long. RefSeq lists its product as uncharacterized. Lineage: Eukaryota; Fungi; Ascomycota; Dothideomycetes; Pleosporales; Leptosphaeriaceae. The record is from RefSeq and is a predicted model, not a curated record. Gene Ontology annotation, biological process: cristae formation. Gene Ontology annotation, cellular component: MICOS complex; mitochondrial crista junction.
AUGGCCGCAGUUUCCGCAGCCGCAGUCUUCGCUCCCGGCACCAUCCACGCAGAAGAGCGCGCUGUCGACAUCACCAACCGCAAGCCCAUCUACGACGACAUGCCCCUCGACACCACGGCCCCAACCCUCCCCUCCCAAGAACCCACCCCCUCCCCCUCCCAAGAAGCCUCCACCCCCUCCACCCCCUACCGCCCAACCCCAACCGACCUCCUCGCCACCCAAAUCGGCCGCGCCCGCCUCUCCCUCUACCAGCAAACCGUGCGCGCCGAAUCGGCCCUCGACGGCGCCCUAACCAAAACCCUCAACCUCGAGCACUCCUUCACCAGCACCCUGCGCUCCCUCGCCCCGCCCCCCGAAUCCAACGAGCGCGUCCUCCCCGGCGCACUAUACGUGCUCGUAGCCUCAAUGGCCGGCUCCAUCGUCACACGCAACCGCAACAUCCUGCUCCGGGCCUCGGUGCCGCUUGCCGUGGGUCUGACGGCUGCGAACGUCGUGUUGCCGAUUACGUCGCGGAAUGUGGGGGAUCUGGUGUGGCGGUAUGAGAAGGAGUAUCCGGUGUUGGCGGAUGCGCAUGUGAGGACGAAGGAGCGGGUUGAGCGGUUCUUGGAGACGGGGAGGGCGCAUGCGGUUGGGACGGCGGCGAUGGUGGAGGGGAAGUUGGCGGAGACGAGGGAGGGGUUGGAGGGUUGGGUUAGGAAGGGGCGUUGA